Molecule: messenger RNA, 1590 nt
Organism: Peronospora farinosa
Lineage: Eukaryota; Oomycota; Peronosporomycetes; Peronosporales; Peronosporaceae
Source: the annotation of a GenBank genome assembly
AUGUGGUGGUUCGGUUGGUGUGCAGGCUGUUCUUGUCACUUGUCGGACGUGACUUCUACGAGCAAUUGGGUGGAUUUACGUCCUUUAUCCACCACGUCUGCUCUUCCUCUGUCUUCUCCUCGGACGAUACCUCACCCUGGAUUUUACACUGCUCGUCAUCGCGUGACACAUGAGCUCGUGGCCCUUAAAGUACUCGACCGUCGCCUGCUGCGUCAACGCGCUACUCGACGUCGUCUCCGCCAAGAAGUUCGCGUGCUGCAGCUUGCCAGAGACCACGAGAACUUACUGCAAUUAUAUGAAGUAAAGGCGGUGGGGAGGAGAGUGGAACUGGCCUUUGAGCUCGCAAGAGGAGGUGAAGUGCUGCAGAAAUUACACUCCGAGCGAGACGCCAGUAACGUGCUGCAGCAAGCAGCUCGAGGACUGCAGUUCCUCCACGAACGGGGUGUUAUACAUGGAGAAGUAAGGCCCGAACAUUUGCUUUUCAGUGAUGACGAGCCAGAUGCGCGCGUGCUACUAACGACCUUUGGACGAGCAGGUCCAUGGAGAUUCCUGACGCUACGCUGCCGUCCGAAGACGAAGGGUUUUCUCUGGAACGACGUGCACCACAUUCGAUUCCUGCCGCCGUUUCUACUGAGACGGAAGAAUAGACGCCACUGGAAGGAUUCCGUCGACAUGCAUGACGAUGGGAGAAGUUUGGUGGCAAACUGGGAAGAAGCUCAGCAGAUCGAUAUCUGGGCACUUGGCGUCACUCUUUAUGUCAUGCUUUGUGGAUCUUUUCCUUUUAGUAGCAUCGAUGAACGGGACGACACUGUCGUCGACAUUGAGCGACGUAUGCUUCAGGACAGACUGACAUUCCCAGUAGAUGGAGGGCUGCUAAGUCGUGCGGCGAGGGACCUGCUACAUCGACUGCUGGCCAAAAUUCUGAAUGCUUCUAUCAGUAUUAACGACGUUGUUGCUCAUCCGUGGCUCAACGGAGCUGUAGCUCCUGCUGUUACCUGGAGUGACGAUAUUCUAGCGCAACAUUCUGUGUUCAGGACGCGGUAUGCUGAAGAAGUGACAGCUGCUGCACAUCGACCGUCAGUAUCGACUUCUCAAGUCUUGAAUGUCCACAAUGAGGUGACAAAUGCACCCGCAAGUGAGGUCGGUAAGCUAACAGGUUGUGAUGGAGCCCAAAGCAUUGGAGAUGGUGGUGGUGUUAUGCUGAAAGGUGACACUUUCGAGGUGGAAGUUGAAGAAGAAGAAGCUCGUCCAUCAUUCAUGUCUACGCAUGGCACUCAGCUCCUGUUAGACGAUGAAGCACAGCAGGAACGCCCUAGUGCCGAGUGCUACAUGCGUCUCGCUAGCGAUGAGAUGGAAGGACAGAACAUGCACACGAAUAGCGACGUCGAAGACGUCGUAGCUGAUGCCGAAAUUAACAAUGUUCGGGAUGCCAUCCUCGGAAGCAGAUCAACCGGAGAUACUAAUACUGCUGCUUAUGAUGGCAAACCUAUAAGUCGCCAGAAGUCAUUUGACAAAAUAUGGCAAGUGUUGCUGCAUCAGCGUCGCUUUUUCUCCAAGUCGCUAAGUAGCGGGUCUAGCAUUGACAGGUAA